Messenger RNA from Rhinocladiella mackenziei CBS 650.93, 1221 nucleotides. RefSeq lists its product as uncharacterized. The transcript has 2 exons. The coding region runs from base 1 to 1221 and encodes 406 amino acids. The record is from RefSeq and is a predicted model, not a curated record. NCBI's taxonomy places the organism in Eukaryota, Fungi, Ascomycota, Eurotiomycetes, Chaetothyriales, Herpotrichiellaceae. Gene Ontology annotation, molecular function: zinc ion binding; hydrolase activity.
AUGCUAAUCGGUAUCUCUGGCUCCAUCUGCGCCGGCAAACACACGACAGCCGAAUACCUAGUCCAACACCACGGCUUUCUACGUCUACAUCUUCCCACACCCUCACAACUUCAACCACUGUCUCAUUCUCCAUCUCCCACUCCAUCACAAUCCGCAUCGGUAUCAGAGACAGAAACCCUGGCCCGUCUGCUCCCCAGCGUGGCGGACCAAAAGGGUACCCGCGGCCUGACGUUUCCAGAUGUCGAGAGUCUCUUGGAGUUCGUCACUCGUCGAUGGCGUGAGCACUGGGUUCUCACCGACAUUUACGAUGAGGCUUCGCUUGAGGCGCUGCUGAGGAGACCGUUCUUUUUGCUGUUGAAUGUCGACGCUCCUGUGGGCGUGCGGUAUGCCCGGUUCAGUGAGCGCUGUCGAAAGCGGAACCUCUCCCCCAUGCCCCUGGCGGACUUCAUCUAUUACAACGACCUCCAACUCUACGGCUCGCGAGCAUCAUCCACCACACUUGACGCCCUGGAUUCCCCUCCCAACACAAGUACCAAAACGACUUCCUCAACUCCGAUACCGACAGCCUAUACCUCGGGCACCGCUCACCUUCUCACGCGCUCGCACGUACAAAUCCUCAACUUCCACCGGACGAUCAAUGACUAUUACGCCUUUCUCUCGACACUCGACCUCCCGAGCCCGAUCCGCCUCCGUCCAACAUGGGACGCAUAUUUCAUGACGCUCGCAUCGUUGGCGUCGCAGCGGAGUAACUGCAUGAAACGUCGUGUCGGGUGCGUGCUAGUCCACAACGCCCGCAUCAUUAGCACAGGCUACAAUGGCACGCCACGUAACUUGGUCAACUGCAACGAGGGCGGGUGUGCGCGGUGCAACAGUGCGAGUUCCGGUGGCUCGGCGCUGUCGACCUGCCUGUGUCUGCAUGCUGAGGAGAAUGCACUGUUGGAAGCGGGCAGAGAACGCAUUCGUGAUGGCAGCGUUUUGUACUGUGAUACGUGUCCGUGUUUGACCUGUAGUGUCAAGAUUGCGCAGGUCGGGGUCAAGGAGGUUGUGUACAGUCAGAGUUAUAAUAUGGAUGAGGCGAGUCGGAGGGUAUUGAAGGAGGCUGGCGUCGUGUUGAGGCAGUUUAGUCCGCCGAGAAGUGGGUUGGUAGGGUUCACGGCUCCCGAGACAGAUGGAGAGGGGGCGGAAGAGAGAGAAUUGGUUUUUUGGAAUGGUCAAAAGUAG